AUGACCGGCUUCCUAGAGGAACUAGUCUCAUCUGAUCAUUCGACGUCAACAGAUGCCUCGCGAUUUCUGGCUCAGUCACAGUCCCGCAUCUCCAACUUCGUCCAACCCGCCGAUAAUGCCGAUGCUCCUCCUAGAAAUCCCAACGACCGUUAUCGCCGGUCAAACCCCUUGAGGAAUACAUCUCGGGGUUACCAACCACAGCGGUUCGGGAACCCGUAUCAAUCAGCAUCACACCUCUCGAACUUUAAUUUCGCAUCACGCUACUCUGCAGCUCCGGACGCCCCGUUAUUCCACAGUGCGAUAGAUGAAUUUCGAGAAGAGGAUGAGGAGGCGGAAAGGGAGAGGGAAACGGCGGAUUUCUUUGCCCUCCAAAAGUCACGGAGGGUUUUCGCCCCGACUGGGCUCGAGGAGAGCGCGGAGACUGAGAAUGGCGGGAGCGAAGGUUCCCUAGAUGGUAGCAAGGAACAAGAUGGAAGAAUACGGGAAGACCGAGGGCGUGGGCGUGGGAUUAAGAGUAGUUGGAAUGGAGGCGGCCAGAGCAGGAGGGGACGGGGUCGGACGCCAGAAACAGUAGGGGAGGAGGCGGACUUUUCUGUUCAUGGCCGCAGUGAAGGGAGUAGUAAAGGCAAAGACCAUAUGGUCGAUGUUGGGCUCGAAUCGACAAUGGCGGAUAGUGAUCCACCAGAUGAUCUGGCAGUUGAAAUGGAGCCUGAAAGCCCUCCUGCAUUUCAGACGUUUCGAACUACGCCGAAACCUGGAGCCAUCAGGUUACCAACAGACGCGAGCGGCUUAUCGCGAGACCUAGAUAUUGAAGCAGGCUUUGGUCCAGGUGCCGCCAUACCAAGGCCACCCAGCUCAGUGGAAACCGUGCCGGCAACCAUAGCGACAACUUUGGGAGAGGCUCCAAGUCACGAUAUAUUCUGGGGCUCACUAUACCUGAUAUGCCUCGGCGCCCUCUUUGCAACCUUCUUCCUCGUAUUCCUCCACACAUCACCUCAGUCGAAUCUCGGCGAUACCAUUUAUACUACCCUCCGCUCCUCUUUCCACCUAUUUGCUGUCGAUACUGUAGUAUCGGUAGUUGUAUCGCUCAUCUGGCUUGCGCUGCUCCGGUCAUUUGUGAGAUCGCUAGUAUAUCUCAUCGUGCUCGCUGUGCCCGUUAUCUUAUUCUCCUUCUCGCUCUAUCCUCUGAUCUCAAGCUACAAGGGCUCAGAAGGAGGCGCAAGUUUGCAAGAUAAGGCCAUGCGUUGGCUUUCGUUCAUCCCCGGGAUCUUAACCUUCAUCUGGCUAUACACUAUUAUUAAGGGACGUCAUUCUCUGAACAAAGCAAUUGGGAUACUAGAAUUUGCUUCUAGAAUCUUAGGAGCCAACCCAGCGUUGCUCGGACUUGGAUUUGCUACGCUUGGGGCCAUCGUUGCAUGGACCUGGAUGUGGCUAGGAAUGUUCACCAGAGUCUUUCUUGGUGGCCAUAAGUCUACAUCUCUUACAGGUUUCAUCAUUGAUGCGACGAGCUGGUGGCUGGCGGUCUAUUUUGUGCUCAUGUACAUUUGGACCCUAUCUGUCAUAAGCGGGAUUCAACGGUCAACGACCGCUGCUACUGUGUCCCAGUGGUACUUCCACCGCAAUGCAGUGCCAGCGCCGACCUCCAGAGACAUAGUUGUAGCGGCUCUUACACAUGCAGUCACUACACUUUUCGGCACUAUCUGUCUCUCCACAUUCGUGGCACUAUUAAUCCGCCUUCCCCUCCUCAUCCUUCCACGCCGCCUAAUAAGCGUGGUCUCAAUCUUUGCCUACUCGCUCAUCCCGACCCCUAUCACCGCCUUAACCAACCCGCUAACCCUCACCUACGCGGCAAUCCACUCUCAGCCUCUACAUCCCUCCGCAAGGGGUCUAAGUCAAAUGACUUUCCUCACCCCUCAAGCCCCUACAACAACUCUCACUCCCCGUUCCUUCAGCUCCCGCACCCACCAAACCACCCCUCUCCUCCCCUACCGUCUAGCGAAGCUCCUAUUACACGCUACCCGCUUCAUCAUGGCCGUCGCCCUGGGAUUCGGCGGUUGGGUCGCUACAGCGCGGCAACUUGAAAUAUCGGUACCCGGCGGAGCUGGAAUCAGGGGCAGCGCAUACGCCUAUGUUGUGGGUUUAGUGUCGAGUUUUAUCGGCUGGGGUGUGUUGGGUGCCAUGGAAGGCGUGCUAAGUGGGAUCGUUGAUGCAAGUGUAGUUUGUUGGGGGAGCGAGAAGGGGAUGGCAGGCGGCGGAGCAUAUUGUCUUGAAGCGGGAUAUCUUUUUGGAGAUGCGAGGAUGGAUGGACUUUGA
Molecule: messenger RNA, 2313 nt
Organism: Venustampulla echinocandica
Lineage: Eukaryota; Fungi; Ascomycota; Leotiomycetes; Helotiales; Pleuroascaceae
Exons: 1
Coding region: 1-2313 (770 amino acids)
Biological process (GO): transmembrane transport
Cellular component (GO): plasma membrane
Molecular function (GO): transmembrane transporter activity
Source: RefSeq, a predicted model, not a curated record